AUGGCUUUACCUCCUUCGGUGCUCGCAGCAGAGCAAUUGGCUUUCAUUGCGUCGCUGUUCAUCAACACACAGUUCACAGUCAUGACAGACAAAAGUUACGAGCUGGUGCUUCAGUCGGCUUACCAAAUCGCGAACAAGAUCAACAAUGUCGUCCGCUUUGCGAAAAGCGAUUUUGCAUCAGUGUGCCGCUUUCAGGGCCAGUUCGGAUUACUCUUCAGCCACUUGCAAUGGCUCAAAACUUCACCCCCUGACGAGGUCGAUCUGCCUCCCUUGGAAGCUGUAUUGAGAAUGUGCCUUGGUGUCUGCACUGAGUUAGACAAAAGCCUUGAUCCCUUGGCUGUGAAGAUACGUGAAGAAUGUCAUGAGUUCCGGGAUUGGGAGAAGGUAAAGUACAGAGGCCGCGGCAUUGGCGAUCUCACAAGCAUAGCGGCAGGACUCACUUCUGGGAUCCAAAUUUACUCUUCUCCUAGGUCAUGCUCUGAUGCAGGAAACACGGACAAGCCGCGCCUCAAAGCCGAAUGCGAAUGGGCGCUUCGUUUGAUAGGGAGAAAACAUGUGCGAUCUUCAGCACCGACUUCUGAAGGGGCUGUGGAACAGCCUUGCCUGAACGCCACGAGUCUACGAUCUUACCUCAUCGCCACCAUAUCCUCAGUCACGGAGUCGCCUGAUGAGAGUGCGGAAGGAGCGGAGACUGCGAACAAUGCGGCGGAUGAGGACUCUGACUCCAGCAUAUAA
Messenger RNA from Colletotrichum truncatum, 735 nucleotides. NCBI's taxonomy places the organism in Eukaryota, Fungi, Ascomycota, Sordariomycetes, Glomerellales, Glomerellaceae. The record is from RefSeq and is a predicted model, not a curated record.